CCCGGGCAGAUUUCUCCUCCCCCCCAGGCAUGCGUAGUGGGCGUCCCUGCCUGACGUCGGGCCUGCGUCAAGAUGGCGGCUUCCGCGCUGCUCACGCUGCUGCGCCGGUUCCCUAACCCUGCUCCCUUCCUAAGCGCCUGCGGAGUUCAGGUUCCUCUACAGACUCUUUGCACCAAAGUAUCCCCUGAAGAAGAUUCUCUGCCCUCGAUUCCCAUUUCCCCUUAUGAGAAUGAACCCUGGAAAUAUCUGGACUCAGAAGAAUACCAGAGCCGCUAUGGUUCUCGCCCUGUCUGGGCUGACUACCGCCGCAACCACAAAGGUGGUAUACCCCCUCAGCGGACCCGGAAGACCUGUAUUCGUAACAAUAAAGUUGCUGGGAAUCCUUGCCCUAUCUGCCGGGAUCACAAGUUGCAUGUUGACUUUAGGAAUGUGAAGCUCUUGGAACAGUUUGUCUGUGCCCACACAGGAAUCAUCUUCCACGCCCCAUAUACAGGGGUCUGCAUGAAGCAGCACAAGAAGCUGACCCAGGCCAUCCAGAAAGCCAGGGAAUGUGGUCUCCUCAGUCAGUACAUUCCCCAUGUUGAACCCCGCGACCUUGACUUCAGCACAUCUCAUGGAGCUGUGAGUGCUACUCCACCAGCACCCACCUUGGCAUCAGGUGACCCUUGGUACCCAUGGUACAACUGGCAGCAGCCACCGGAGAGAGAGCUGUCCCGCCUUCGACGGCUAUAUCAAGGAAAUCUCCUAGAAGAAAGCGGCCCCCCACCUGAGUCCAUGCCUGCGGUGCCCCCCCCACCCCCAGCAGAAACCUCCUCUGAGCAGACCAGCCACCAGAGUGCUUAGAAUUUAUGAAAGAUUCGGAGAGAUUAUGAGGAAGUGCCUGGGCUUAUGUAUGCGGUGGCUGUGCUCUGAAAAGUGACCCGUUGCAGGCCACGUGGGAAUGCCAGCUGGUGAAGGGACAGAUGGAUUUGAGGUUGGAGAGAAUGUCUGCAUGUGGGAAACAGAUCAGGGAGUUUCAAGGCGGGUGGGAAACUGACCAGGGAGAGAGGUCCGUGUGCACGUGGAAACAUCACAGAGAGAGGGAGGUCCGUGUGCACGUGGAAACUGACUAUGGAGAGAAGGGGGUCCAUGUGCACGUGGAAACUGAUCACGGAGGGGGGGGUCCAUGUGCACG
Molecule: messenger RNA, 1174 nt
Organism: Nannospalax galili (Upper Galilee mountains blind mole rat)
Lineage: Eukaryota; Metazoa; Chordata; Mammalia; Rodentia; Spalacidae
Gene: Mrps18b
Product: mitochondrial ribosomal protein S18B
Exons: 7
Coding region: 73-843 (256 amino acids)
Biological process (GO): mitochondrial translation
Cellular component (GO): mitochondrion; ribosome
Molecular function (GO): structural constituent of ribosome
Source: RefSeq, a predicted model, not a curated record